AUGGGACCAGAGAGGGUGACCCCAAGGCUGCUGGGCAGCGCCCCCACCACCACAUGCCCAGGCCCAUGUCCCCCGGAGCCACCCCCGCCGGCCCCCCUGCCCCUCUGCUCUCCAGGUCUUGUGGCUCUGGGCCUGGCACCCCGCCAGGGUGCUGGUCACCAGUCCCCUGCCCUGGGGUGCGGGUGGGGAGCGCAGAGAGGCCGGGGUGCUCCGGCCCGCACAGCCAGUGAGGGGCGCCCUGAACCCCGGGGGGCGGGGGGGAGGAGAACCAGCCUGGACGCAGGCCGCCAGCUGGUUACAGAGAAGAGGCUCGCCGGCUGGGAACGAGCGCACAGUGCGCGCGCGCGUGACGGGCAGCUGGUUUUCGUGGUCGUUUCGCUCGCAGACUACAGAGUAAUCGGCAAAAUAGGCGAGGGGACGUUCUCGGAAGUGGUGAAGAUGCAGAGCCUGCGGGACGGACGCUGCUACGCAGGCAAGCAGAUGAGGCAGCCCUUCGAGAGCCUGGAGCAGGCCAACAGCCUCCGGGAGGUCCGAGCCCUGCGGCACCUGAACCCGCACCCGCACAUCCUCACGCUGCACGAGGUGGUCUUCGACAGAAAAUCUGGGUCUCUUGCGCUGAUAUGUGAACUGAUGGACGUGAAUAUUUAUGAGCUGAUACGAGGGAGAAGACGCCCGCUGUCGGAGCGCAAGGUGGCGCGCUACGCGUACCAGCUGUGCCGGGCCCUGGACCACGUGCACAGGAGUGGAAUAUUUCACAGAGAUGUCAAACCGGAAAAUAUAUUAAUAAAGCAGGACGUCCUGAAGCUCGGGGAUUUCGGGUCCUGCUGCAGCGUCUACGCCGAGCAGCCGCACACGGAGUACAUCUCCACCCGCUGGUACCGCGCCCCGGAGUGCCUGCUCACGGACGGCUGCUACAGCUACAAGAUGGACCUGUGGAGCGCCGGCUGCGUCCUCUACGAGAUGGCCAGCCUGCAGCCCCUCUUCCCCGGGGUCAACGAGCUGGACCAGAUCUCGAAGAUCCACGACGUCAUGGGCACCCCUCCCGCCAAGACCCUCACCAAGUUCAAGCAGUCGAGAGCUAUGAGUUUUGAUUUUCCUUUUAAAAAGGGGUCAGGGAUACCUCUCCCGACGGCCAGCCUGCCCCCGCAAGGCCUCUGCCUGCUGCGCGCCAUGGUGGCCUAUGACCCCGACGAGAGAAUCACGGCCCACCAGGCCCUGCAGCACCCCUACUUCCGGGAGCAGAGGGCGGCAGAGAAGCAGGCUCUGGGCAGCCACAGAGACGCCGUCUUCCCGGAGCGCCCCGUGGCCGGGGACCCGCCCUGCGGCAACUGGCAGACCUCCAAGGAGAGCAGAAAGCAGCAGUGGCCCCUGAAGCAGCAGGAGGACCGGCCCGGGAGGCCGGCACCCGCCGGCCGGACGGAGCUGCCCAGACUGAAGCUCUCAGGGGCGACCAGCCUGCCGUCCCCCCGCCUGGCGCUGCCCCCCGUAUUCGGACACAGAGGGCGCGGGGCGGCCCCGCGGCUGAGGCCCCUGGAGUGCCUGGGAGCAAACCAGAAGGCAGACCCGCAGAGGGAGGUCAAGGCUGACGUGAAGCGGUGCCGCCUGCCUGCCGCGGAGCGGAGAGGCGGGGGCUGCUGAGCGGAGAGGCG
Messenger RNA from Phyllostomus hastatus (greater spear-nosed bat), 1649 nucleotides. RefSeq names its product MOK protein kinase (gene MOK). The transcript has 11 exons. NCBI's taxonomy places the organism in Eukaryota, Metazoa, Chordata, Mammalia, Chiroptera, Phyllostomidae. Gene Ontology annotation, biological process: protein phosphorylation; intracellular signal transduction. Gene Ontology annotation, molecular function: ATP binding; protein serine/threonine kinase activity. Gene Ontology annotation, cellular component: nucleus; cytoplasm. The record is from RefSeq and is a predicted model, not a curated record. The coding region runs from base 1 to 1638 and encodes 545 amino acids.